AUGGCUCGGAAUCGCCGCCCGCGCAAUAGAGAUGAGCUCCGAACGCUCGAGUCGCACGCGCGCAGCCGUCCGACGACGAAGUACGGCUGCGACGUCGCAGCGCGUGCCGUAGAGAUGCUCUGGACGGACUCAGAUGUGAAAAUGUGGGUGAUUUUGAGCGAUAUCGCCAGUGACCCCUCGGUGUCUGAGCACACUCUUUUUCGUUCCAUAAUUGAUUUUCGUAGAUAUUGUGCGCGACGGCUACGACGGCUUCGAAAGAAACUGGGCUUGUCUAAAGCUAAAGGGAGGAAUUCACUGAGUGAAGAACUUCUCCCUACUGCAGAGCACGUGAUCAUACCAUUUAUGCUGGCUGAGCGAGCUUGGGCACGUGCAAUGGAGCUUAAAGGCAAUCCACUUGAAGGCGCGUAUAAAAAUUCGCGGACUGGUGAUGGUGGUUGUUCAAUACGUACUGACCAUCAUCACCAUUUGGCAGUUUCGACAAUCAAUAAUGAGACUGGGGAGUCGACUGCGGCGAUACUGAACUGGUGUGGCCAGUCUUUGAGAGUGACUGAGAAAGUCCAGCAGCGACUUCUGACAUGUGGGAUGGAACAGCAGCCAGAUGCAAAGGGUGUUGCGCUAAAUGAAACACAAUACGCCCGGAAGCUACAGCAGCUUGAGGAUUUGUCUCGCUCCCUAUGCGAUGUAGAAUUGGUUUCUCCGGCCGUCCCCAAAGGCGAUCGGAUUGUAGAAAACAACAAGCCGCUCGAGCUUAUGACGGCGCGCAUCUCCUACGAAAAGCUAGACCUUCUUUAUCAACGCUGUGACUCUGCCGUCGCAGAUCGCGCCUCAGCCUGGCGCAGAAACGCACUUGAGGCUGCGGAAUCACUUGUACUUGGUGGAAUUUCUGAUUCCAAGUUAGCACGCAUGCCCGAUGAUGUGCUCUAUCUUUAUGAAAACUUGAUUCAAGUAACGACAGGUAUGUCCUCCCUUGCAGGGGUUCGGGAUGGCCAUGAUGAAGUAUUAGCUGAGGUACUUGACGCCCGUGCUGCUGCACUCCGAGCGUACAAGUGUCAUUACCUUGCCGAGACGUUCAGUGUACGCGCAAGUUUGGCGCCGAAUGCAUUCGCACUGUUUCACCACGCGUCUCAUCUCGCAGAUUGCGCACUCUUGGAAGCUGAAGCUUGCGAGGUGCCACAAAUGGGCCAAGAGAUGGCGCAUCUCAGCGAUGCAUCCCGUGCAUCCACAUCUCGCCUAAAGGCUGCUCGUGUCAUGAAAUCCAAUCACAAUGGUGACUGUCAAAUCCGCGGGCCGUCCUUUGCAAGCCACUCCUGUUCAACAUUGCCCAUAACAAACUAA
Molecule: messenger RNA, 1335 nt
Organism: Aureococcus anophagefferens
Lineage: Eukaryota; Pelagophyceae; Pelagomonadales; Pelagomonadaceae
Exons: 5
Coding region: 1-1335 (444 amino acids)
Biological process (GO): SRP-dependent cotranslational protein targeting to membrane
Cellular component (GO): signal recognition particle, endoplasmic reticulum targeting
Molecular function (GO): 7S RNA binding; signal recognition particle binding; endoplasmic reticulum signal sequence receptor activity
Source: RefSeq, a predicted model, not a curated record